Messenger RNA from Mus caroli (Ryukyu mouse), 2106 nucleotides. RefSeq names its product leucine rich repeat containing 3 (gene Lrrc3). Gene Ontology annotation, molecular function: protein binding. The record is from RefSeq and is a predicted model, not a curated record. NCBI's taxonomy places the organism in Eukaryota, Metazoa, Chordata, Mammalia, Rodentia, Muridae. Gene Ontology annotation, cellular component: plasma membrane.
UCCCGCCAUGGCUUGCCCGCCUCCCUUCUUUACUGGCUGCUCGGUGGGCACCGGGCGGAUCGCCGCGGCGCCGGGAGGACUCUAGUCAGGCUCCGGGAACCUCGGAAGGCGCUGAGCAGCGGCGGCCGCUCAGAACUGAGACCACUAGGCUCUCCAGAGGUGAAGACACAAGAGUUUGUGUUGGAUGACUGCCUGCAACGUGAGGAAGGACAGUUGCUUGUACAUCCCAGUGGAGAAGAGCUACCUGGGUCAGGUGGAGGCAAUAUGGGCCCCAGGGGCAGGCAGAACCCCUCAUCCCCACUGGCCCCCUCCCAGGGGUCUUGCUUCUUCAUCCUCUUCUGCUUACGGUUAGGUGCCUCCUGCCCACAGGCCUGCCAGUGCCCUGACCAUGCUGGGGCUGUGGCUGUCCAUUGCAGCUCAAGAGGGCUGCAGGAGAUCCCUAGGGACAUCCCAGCCGACACGGUGCUUCUGAAACUAGACGCCAACAGAAUCUCCCGAGUCCCCAAUGGAGCCUUCCAACACCUGCCUCAGCUGAGGGAGCUGGACCUGUCCCAUAAUGCCAUUGAGGCCAUUGGGCCAGCGGCCUUCUCAGGUCUGGCUGGGGGGCUGCGGCUGCUGGACUUAUCCCAUAAUCGCAUCCGAAGAAUUCCAAAGGACGCCCUGGGCAAGUUGAGUGCCAAGAUCCGCCUGUCCCACAAUCCACUGCACUGUGAGUGUGCCCUGCAGGAGGCCCUGUGGGAAUUGAAGCUGGACCCAGACUCCGUGGAUGAAAUUGCCUGCCACACCUCGGCGCAGGAGCAGUUUGUGGGCAAGCCACUGAUCCAGGUCCUGGACUCAGGUGCCAGUUUCUGCAGUACCCACCGGAAGACCACCGAUGUCGCCAUGCUGGUCACCAUGUUCGGCUGGUUUACCAUGGUGAUUGCCUACGUAGUGUACUACGUACGCCACAACCAGGAGGAUGCCAGACGACACCUGGAGUACCUGAAGUCCCUGCCUAGUGCUCCAGUCUCCAAGGAGCCUCUUAGCCCUGUGCCCUAGCACCUGCCUCCGGUGGGCCACUGAGCCUGGCUGCCCUGUCUUUCUGCAGCAGGUGGAGGUGAUGGUGCUCUUGUGUCCCCAGGGAGGUGCAUUGCAGCUGUUCAACCCAAAAAAGCACUUUCAUAGUUGGCAUUUUGGUCCCUGCAGCCACUGCCUAACACUGUAGCGGGGGGAGGGGGUUGCCCAUCUUAAUGGGUAGGUAAAUGGAGAUCGAGAGAAACGGAACGCCUUGCCAAGGCUGGCUUCAGCUGCCACUUAAACCCAAGCUGUUUGUGGUAUAGGUCUGUGAGCCGUCUGAUCUGCCAACCUCCCUUUCCCACACCAUGCUGUGGGAAGUGAAUACUUGUGCACGCAAGGAUGGGGCCCUGGCAGGGAGGAUGGCGCCAGCAGUUUUGCCACCGGGGAAUGGCUCAUUUCUGUUUACCCCUGCUCUCCCAGUACAUCUGAAUGCAGAGAUGUUUGCCCUUUCCCAGAGCAAAGUACCGGCAAUCUAGACCUUUGCAGAGAGGUCAGUGCAAAGUCCAGCCUGCACUGGCCUGUGCUGACCUUUGUCCUGGGAGUUCUUUAGUUGCCCUUGUGCCAAAAUGUCAGCCCAUCAAGAGGGAGAAAAUGGAGAAACACGAGAAAGGUCCAGCAUGGGCUCACCAUGGCCGUGUCAGCUGCUAAGACCACUUAUGGGCCGCCCCAGCUUCUGCCACUUCCAUCCAUUCCUGGGCAGUGGAAACCUGUCAAUCUCGGUGGCUCUUGUGCCUUGCUUUCUACUGCCAAUAUCUAAAGCAGCUGUUUUUUCAGAAGGAGGAGGGACUGAAGUUUGAGGUUGCCAUGCCAGUCAACAGGAACACUGCUUUUCUCUAGCAACAAGAACCUUCUCUUCACCUCGCUGAAAUCCCAGAGCUCACUGAUCAACUUUCUUACCUGUAAUUACUUCAUCUUCAGGGGUAGAUGUUCUAGCCACCUAACUCGACUUGACUUCCAGUUUUGUUAUUUACUGUCCUUUUGUAUAAGUGUUUAUACCCUAAGCUAUGUCGUCAUUGAGUAUCUGGGAGAAGUAAAUGAGCAUAGAAUGUG